AUGAGUAACAUGGGGAAGAAGAGUUUUGUGAUUGAGGCUUACAAGCACCGUGUUGUCAUGGAUGCUGAUUAUGCUGACAAGACUUGGAACAUCCUGGAGCAUGCAAUUCAUGACUUAUACAACCACAACGUUAGGAAUAUCAGUUUUGAAGAGCUUUACAGGAAUGCUUACAAUAUGGUUGUUCACAAAUUUGGUGAGAAGCUAUACUCUGGGCUGGUUGCAACCACAACUUCUCAUCUCAAAGAGAUAGCUAGAUCUCUUGAAGCCACUGAAGGAAGUUCCUUUCUGGAAGAAUUAAACAGAAAAUGGAAUGAUCAUAAUAAGGCAUUACGAAUGAUUAAUGACAUUCUGAUGUACGUGGAUAAGACUUAUAUCCCACAGACCAAGAAGACACAUAUUUAUGAACUUGGCUUGAACCUGUGGACAGAGAAUGUUAUUUACUCAAAACAGAUCAGGACUCGACUGUCGAAUAUGCUUUUGGAAUUAGUAUGCAAGGAACGUGCUGGGGAAGAUGUUAAUAUAGAACUGAUUAAAAAUAUUACAAAGAUGCUAAUGGAUUUAGGUUCUUCUGUUUAUGAGCAAGAAUUCGAGACUUCGUUUCUACAAGUUUCAGCUGAGUUCUACAGGGCUGAAUCUCAGAAAUUUAUCGAGUGCUGUGAUUGCGGUGAUUAUCUCAAGAAAGUUGAGAGGUGCCUGAAUGAGGAAACAGAUAGAAUGUGCCACUACUUGGACCCUAGCACUGAAAAGAAGAUUACUAGUGUGAUCGAGAAGGAGAUGAUUGAAAAUCACAUGCUUAGAUUAAUCCAUAUGGAGAACUCGGGGUUAGUAAACAUGCUUUGUGGUGAUAAAUAUGAAGAUUUGGGAAGAAUGUAUAACUUGUUUCGUCGUGUUACUAAUGGUCUCUCGAAAAUACGUGAAGUGACGACUUCACACAUCAGAGAGUCCUUGAAACAGCUUCUUACUGAUCUAGAAAGGUUGGAUGAUAUUCAUGUUGAAUUUGUGCAGAGGUUGUUAGAUGAGAAAGAUAAAUAUGACAAGAUUAUAAGCUUGGGAUUUAAUGAAGACAAUUUCUUCCAAAAUGCUUUGAAUUCCUCGUUCGAAUUUUUCAUUAACUUGAACCCUUGUUCUCCAGAGUACAUUUCACUAUUUGUAGACGAUAAGCUUAGAAAGGAACUAAAGGGAGUUAGCGAGGAUGAUGUAGAGAUUACUCUUGAAAAUGUGACGACGCUAUUCCGAUACUUGCAAGAAAAAGACAUGUUUGAGAAGAAUUCCAAUCCUAGAUUACUAAGAUCCUUCUUUCACUUUACUUGUUAAUAC
Medicago truncatula (barrel medic) is the source of this 1317-nucleotide messenger RNA. Its product is annotated as cullin-3A. Gene Ontology annotation, molecular function: ubiquitin protein ligase binding. NCBI's taxonomy places the organism in Eukaryota, Viridiplantae, Streptophyta, Magnoliopsida, Fabales, Fabaceae. The record is from RefSeq and is a predicted model, not a curated record. Gene Ontology annotation, biological process: ubiquitin-dependent protein catabolic process. The coding region runs from base 1 to 1314 and encodes 437 amino acids. The transcript has 3 exons.